GAAUCAACACAGUAUAAGAAACGCCGGAGAUCUCACUCAGCGCUCAGUUUCCCCUCAAGCGAGGGUCAAGCCGUUAAUACCUACAGAGUGUCAGUUGAACCGAUACUAUUUCUAAUCAACAACUACUGAGCCCAUCGCAUUACUUCUUACUUACCAACGUCAUGACACAGCCACGCCCCCUACUCGUCGUAAUUGGAGCUGGCAGCAUGGGACUUUGCCUCGCCCGUCGACUUGGCUCAUCGCACCAUAUUCUUAUUGGAGACUAUUCGCCCGCUGCCCUGUCCGCAGCCAAGGGCUCGCUCGGCCCCGCCGGUCAUCUCGUAACAACAAAGAAUAUCGAUGUUUCUUCCGGGACAUCGGUCGCCUCCUUCGCCAAGACUGCCGCCGAGCUCGGUCCUAUCGAGACCGUCAUCCUUACGGCUGGUGUAUCCAGCGCCGCAAACGACACCCGGCUGAUCUACGCCACCAACCUUACUGGCACCGCUCUCGUUCUUGACAGCUUUCUUCCACUGAUGCCUCCUGGAAGCUCCCUGACCAUCAUAGCUUCGGUUGCCGGUCACCUGCUCCCUCCCAACCCGGACUUGGAGACUCAUCUGGCAACAGCCCCGACAGCUUCCCUCAUCACGCACCACGAGCUGGACCACGACGCGGACCCAAGCCACGCUUAUGGUGUCUCGAAGCUUGGUUGCAUCGUCCGUGCUCAGUACAAGGCUGCUGAAUGGGGACGCAAAGGAGUGCGAAUCAACACCGUUAGCCCCGGGGCCAUCGAGACGCCUAUGCUUGGUCAAGUUCUGCGAUCGGAGCAGGGACCCUUUGCGCAAAGCAUGAUCAGCAAUACUCCACUUGGCAGGACGGGGACGCCUUAUGAGAUCGCCGGGAUCGUUGCGUUUCUGGCCGGGCCGGGCGCAGGGUUCAUCACUGGAGCGGACCUGGUCAUCGAUGGUGGCGCCUUGUCGACGCACCGAUGGCCUGGAACCGUCGCGGAAUCGAAGCACGAGGUUCUAUCAUCAGAUGGGCACAAGUGAUAGACCAAGGUUCGGAUACAUAGUCAGGGGCGAUGUUUCCCAGGCCUCAGCACGUGUUAGAUUGCUUCCUGCAGCUUGCUGUCACCGGUAUAAUGGAUGCGUGGCUGUUUUGGUCGACGUCCUUGGUCUCUACACAGCACAUAAGCACGAUUGUCUCUUAGAGUGUCUACUCCGACCCAUAGCUGACUCAUACGCUCUCACAUAUCUCAAGGCCAGCCUUCUUGAUGCAGGGAAGAAGACGCAC
Colletotrichum destructivum is the source of this 1269-nucleotide messenger RNA. RefSeq names its product Putative short-chain dehydrogenase/reductase SDR, NAD(P)-binding domain superfamily. The coding region runs from base 162 to 1025 and encodes 287 amino acids. Lineage: Eukaryota; Fungi; Ascomycota; Sordariomycetes; Glomerellales; Glomerellaceae. Gene Ontology annotation, molecular function: oxidoreductase activity, acting on the CH-OH group of donors, NAD or NADP as acceptor. The transcript has a single exon. The record is from RefSeq and is a predicted model, not a curated record.